UACUUUGAAAAAAAUAUAUACUUCCGGAAAAGGAAAGAAACGCACGUGUGGGAACAUUUUACAGUUGAUAGCUAACUAUUAUUGUAAUACACUUCAGACAACGUAUUUGAUAUCGACUUAAACAAGCGCUCCAUCUUUAAAAUAAGUAUUUUACGAUGGCUCCGCCAAGGAGUAAGAAGAGGAAGCCGAGCUUUCGCAGGCUACUGAAGACGAGCAAUGUGAAGCUUGACAACAAGCUAAAGAAUCGUCAGUUCAAGAAAGAGAGCACCGACAAGAAACACCGCAAGGAGCAGAAGAAGCUCCGGGCAGCUAUCAAAGAUGCUGUCUUGAAGACCCCCCUCCCCCUGGAGCGCUACAAGAAGAGGCCAGAGGAUGAAGAGGAGGAGGAGUUUGUGGAGUCCCUGCCAAUGGACAUGAUGGAGGAAGAUGACCUGGAGCAGAUCAAGGCAAUGGCUCAGAAAGCCUCCUUCCUUACCAGAGACCUGUCGUCAAGUGGUCCAGUGCAUGCCAAAAAGCGCAAGGGGGAGCAGCAGGGGCCAGAGAGUUAUGAGAAGAUGCCCAGAAAGAUGCAGCUAACAGAGGAAAAGGAGGUCAUUCACCUCCUGCCAAUCAAAGACAAGAUUAGAGGCCUCAUCCCUCAGAGCAUGGAGAAACCUGUUGUAGAAAAAAAGGCUGAGGAGGAGGAAGGAGAUGCCCCGACUGGCAUGGAGCAAUUUGAAAACGAGGAUGAGGCUAUGCCCGGGCCGGCCCUGACCCCUCAGGAGCAGCUGACGCUCCGCACACAGAAGCUGACCAACAGGAAACUACGAAUCGCUAGUCUGGGAUCAGACAUCCUCUCAGACCCCACCACCAACAUCAAGAAGCUGAAAGAGCUGCGAGCCAUGCUGAUGGAGACCGACCCCUAUGUGGCCGUUACGGUCAGAAAGCUGGUCAUGGUCUCUCUGAUGGAGGUCUUCAAGGACAUCGUCCCCUCCUACAGAAUCAGACCCCUGACAGAGACUGAGAAAGCCUCAAAGGUGAAGAAAGAGACCCAGCAACUGAGGGAGUUUGAGGAGGGCUUGGUGAGCCAGUACAAGUUCUACCUGGAGAACCUGGAGCAAACGGUCAAAGACUGGAAGCAGAAGAAGAGAAAGAGGAGCGAGGCUGUGUCACUGCAGUCUUAUAGGGGCCUGGCUGAGGUGGCCAUCCGCUGUAUCUGUGAGCUGCUGGUGGCCCUGCCACACUUCAACUUCCACAACAACAUCAUCGUCACGGUGGUGCCCCUGAUGAACGACCCUGUCAAGAGGGUGUCUGACAUGUGCUGUGAAGCAGUCAAGAAGCUACUGAAGCAGGACAAACAGGGCCAUGCCUCACUUGGGACAGUCAAAGUUAUCUCCGGACUGGUUAAAAGCAGAAAUUAUGACGUCAGACCAGAGCUACUCAAGGUUCUCCUCUGCCUGAGGAUAAAAGAGGUGGAGGUGAAGAAAGAUACAGAUGACACAGCUCCCAAAAAGAAGUUCAUGAACUAUAAAGACAAAAAGAAGAAUCUGUCCAGGAUGCAAAGGAAGUGGAAGAAGGCUGAAGAGAAACUAGAGAAAGAGCUGCUAGAGGCUGAGGCAUCAGAGAGCAAAGACAAGAAGCUCAAACUGCACACAGAGACCUUGAACAUAGUGUUCUUGAUAUACUUCAGAAUACUGAAGAAAGCUCAGAAGUCUAUCCUGCUUCCCUCCGUUUUAGAAGGUCUAGCAAAGUUUGCCCAUCUAAUCAACCUGGAGUUCUUUGAUGACUUGUUGAACGUUCUUCAACAUCUUAUCCAAUCAGGAGAUCUGACCUAUCGGGAAAGCCUUCACUGCAUUCAGACAGCUUUCAACAUUCUCUCUGGUCAAGGUGAUGUCCUCAAUAUUGACCCACUGAAUUUCUACAGCCACCUGUACAAGACGCUGCUCAAACUCAAUGCUGGUGCAUCUAAUGAUGACAUCAGCAUCGUGCUGCGUUGUCUCGACGUGAUGCUGACCAAGCGCAGGAAACAGGUGACCCUGCAGCGUGCCCUGGCCUUCGUCAAGAGACUGAGCACGCUCAGUCUGCACACACUGCCCAACGCUACCGUGGGAAUCCUGGCAUCCAACAGGACGUUGAUGCAUACCUUCCCCAAGUGUGACAUCCUCCUGGACAAUGAGGCUCAGGGUAGUGGGGUGUUCCUUCCUGAGCUGGAUGAGCCAGAGUACUGCAACCCUCAGAACACUGCCCUGUGGGAGCUACACACACUCAAGAGACAUUACCACCCAGUGGUCAGGAGGUUUGCCACUCACCUCUGUGCAGGGGCUCCCAGUGAAGGAUCUGGAGCGCUAAUCGUUCAACUUGCAAGAAGGCACCCAGUGGAGCUGUUUGAGGACUACAGAGCUAAAGACAUGACCUUCAAUCCUCCAGUGGUAGCGCCUUCCACAAAGAAGAAGGAUUAUUUCACGAUAGGCCUUGCCCUGCUGGAUGAUAAAUUAAAGCAGCAGAUUGAUCGUGUUCUCUCAGCGGAGGAAGAGGAUCCUAUGUCGCUGGAUUUCUCUGCAGUUCUACCACAGACCAACAGCACAUAAUAAUUCAGACCCCACCGGAAAACACCCAAUUUCCUUUGUGCCCUGUAUCUUAGUUCUAAAUGGACUGCAAAAUAACAACCGUAUGCUGGCAACAUUGCUUUUUGAUUGCUCUCUUUGCUCUUUGACUAGAAUGGAUACAAUUAAGUGUUGAGUUAAACCACCUGCCUCAUUGAUUACUCAUAUCCCUGACCUACAGGACCUUCAGAAAGUAGUCACACCCCUUGACUUUUUCCACAUUGUUACAACCUGAAUUUAAAAUGGAUUAAAUUGAGAUUGUCACUGGCCUACACACAAUACCCCAUAAUGUCAGUGGAAUUGUGUUUUUAGAAAUGUAUAGAAGCUUAAAUCAAGUAUUCAACCCCUUUGUUAUGGCAAGCCUAAUUAUGUUCAGGAUUAAAAAUGUGCAUAAGUUGCAUGGACUCACUCUAUAUCAUUAUUGUUUUUAAUGACAACCUCUCUCUAUCUGUAAGGUCCCUCAGUUUAGCAGUGAAUUUCAGACCAAGGAGGUUCUCCAAUGCCUUGCAAAGAAGGGCACGAAUUGGUAGAUGGGUAAGAAUCCAUUUUUAAAAAGCUGACAUUUAGUAUCCCUUUGAGCAUGAAGUUAUUUACUCUGGAUGGUGUAUCAAUACACAUACGCACUACAAAGAUAUACACCUAUAUCUUUGUAGUGCGUAUUUGUGUAUUGAUACACCAUCCAGAGUAAAUAACUUCAUUCCUAACUCAGUUGCCGGAGAGGAAGGAAACCGCUCAGGGAUUUCACCAUGAGGCCAAUGGUGACUUCAAAACAGUUUAAUUGCUGUGAAAGGAGAAAACUGGAUGUGUCGACAACAUUGUAGUUAUACAAACCCAAACGAGUGAAAAGGAAGUCUAUACAGGGUAAAGAAUAUUCCAAAACUUUCAUCCUGUUCACAAUAAACUAAAGUACAACUGCGAAGAAUUACACUUUUUGUGCUGAAUACAAAGUGUUAUGUUGGGGGCAAAUCCAACAACACUUCAACACAAGGUCAAAUAUACACGAGUUGCUUACCAAGAUUACUAUUAAUGUUCCUGCGUGGCCUAGUUACAGUUUUGACUUAAAUUGUAUUAAAUCUAUGGCAAGAACUGAAAAUGGCUGUCUAGCAAUGAUCUACUUGACAGACCUUGGAAGCAUUUUACAAUUAUUUUGUACCAGGUGUGGAAAGCUCUGAGGCUUAGUUUUAAUCGUUGCCAAAUAUAAUUAUAUCGUGUUGAAUCAGGGGUGUGAAUACUUAAGCUAGAUAUCUGUAUUUCAUUUUCAAUAAAAAAAAGUUUUUGCUUGGUAUUAUGGGGUAUUAAAGUCUGUUGAAUUCAGGCUUUAACAACGUUUGGAAUAAGUCCAGGGGUAUGAAUACUUUCUGAAGGGUGUGUGUGUGACAAAAAUAUAAAACUUAAGUGUUGGUUCCAUGUUUCAUAAACUGAAAUAAAAGAUCCCAGAAAUGUUC
Molecule: messenger RNA, 4027 nt
Organism: Oncorhynchus mykiss (rainbow trout)
Lineage: Eukaryota; Metazoa; Chordata; Actinopteri; Salmoniformes; Salmonidae
Gene: noc3l
Product: NOC3-like DNA replication regulator
Biological process (GO): DNA replication initiation
Cellular component (GO): nucleolus
Molecular function (GO): chromatin binding
Source: RefSeq, a predicted model, not a curated record